Messenger RNA from Falco peregrinus (peregrine falcon), 2417 nucleotides. RefSeq lists its product as uncharacterized. Gene Ontology annotation, molecular function: calcium ion binding. The transcript has 5 exons. Gene Ontology annotation, cellular component: centrosome; centriole. The record is from RefSeq and is a predicted model, not a curated record. The coding region runs from base 174 to 689 and encodes 171 amino acids. Gene Ontology annotation, biological process: nucleotide-excision repair; mitotic cell cycle; centriole replication. NCBI's taxonomy places the organism in Eukaryota, Metazoa, Chordata, Aves, Falconiformes, Falconidae.
AGCCCGCCGGGUGCCAUUGGUCCGGGCGGGAGGGGGGGGGCGGGCUCUCCGGUACGUCCGGCUCGCUCAUUGGGCGGGCAGCGUGUUCGUUGCGUGCGGCGGUGGGCGCGCUCGCCGCCGUGAGGAGGGCCGUCCCGUCCCGUCCCGAGCCGGAGCGGCGUCCCUGCGGCCAGAUGGCAUCCAACUAUAGAAAACCUGGCUUAAGUACAGCCCAACGGAAGAAAAGUGGCUUGAAACCUGAACUUACAGAAGAGCAAAAGCAGGAGAUCAGAGAAGCUUUUGAUUUGUUUGAUACUGAUGGAUCUGGAAGAAUUGACAUAAAAGAACUGAAGGUUGCGAUGCGUGCUUUAGGCUUUGAGCCAAAGAAGGAAGAAAUUAAGAAAAUGAUAGCAGAUAUUGACAAAGAAGGAAGUGGCACCAUUGACUUUGAAGACUUUUUGGCAAUGAUGACGCAAAAAAUGAGUGAAAAGGAUUCAAAAGAAGAAAUCUUGAAAGCUUUCAGAUUAUUUGAUGAUGAUGGAACAGGAAAAAUUUCAUUCAAAAACUUGAAAAGGGUUGCCAAGGAGCUGGGAGAAAAUUUAACAGAUGAAGAACUUCAGGAAAUGAUUGAUGAAGCUGAUCGAGAUGGAGAUGGAGAAGUGAGUGAGCAAGAAUUUUUGAGAAUCAUGAAGAAAACUAGCUUAUACUAAUAUUUGUUGCUUUGCUGUACAGCUGCUCCAAAAGAUAACCUAGAGAAGACUUAAAAACUGGGCUUGUGUCUCCUGCAUAUUUUCUGCUAUAUAAAUUCUGAAAGGAUAGAUUUUUGGUUCAUUCUUCUUUUUUCAGCAAUGUUAAUUGGCGAAGGGGGGCUUCACUACCCAGAACUGUUAAAAUGAGAUAUUGCAGAAGUGAAAAGGAAGGAUGAACUGCCCUUACAAGGCAGGGUCCCUUCUCCUCGACAAUUUAAUUGAUUGCCAUUUUGGAUAAAGAACACUGUAUUUCAGCUAUUUAACUAUUCAACUAGAAGACAUUUCACCUGAGGUUUAAAGAUUCCCACUGCUGCUGGGAAAGGCUGCUUUUGACUUUCCCAGGGCUACAGAAUGAAGGUACAAGCGCAGUAUUUUUAUUCCUUUUAAGACUUUUAGGUUAUCUUUUGGUAUUUGUCUUUUGUUUAUUUCCAUGAAAGACUCUAAACCCAAUUGCGUAUGUGUCUUUAUUUCUGUAUGAAACGCUGUGUUCCCAUGGCAACUUGUUUUUGGACCUAAUGGGAAGCAAAUAUAGAUAACCAGAUUUGGUUCUUCAUUUGGAGCUGUGUGCCAUCAGUAGACGUUCUCUUUAUCUGAUGAUCUGAAACCUAGUUUACUUGAAGGUUACCUGUCCUGUGUGGAUUAUCAGAGAUUACUGUAUGACCAUUAAACAUCUGGUGCCACUGUUCUUAUUCCCAAGACAUUACAGAGCUGCUGUUAUGCAAGGAUUUUGGCUACCUAAGUUCAGUCCUAUGGUGCAUGACAGUAAAUUAUGUCUUUGGGUGUUUACAGUUAAGUUGCAAGGAGGACUCACAUCAGAAGUGAAAAAACAGCUCGCUUCGGACAUCUGUGGAACACUGAAUAUAUUGAGAUCCAUGCAAUCCAAGGUAGUUUCAGACAUCACAGGUUUGUGGUGGGUUUUUUUUUUAGGAGUACCUUAAUUUUCUUAAUUUCCUGCAUACACUGUCAGUCUAGGACUUACUGGAGAGCCGCACUUCCUUCUGUGUUAUGGUGACCGAGCAGUGGCACAGAAUGUGACGUCUGAUUACGCGGUUCUGCAGGAGAGUUUGUCCUUGGGUCCCAAGCAGACAAUCAGCUUCAAAACUGCAGGCAAAUGGUAUAACCCUAAACCACUCUCUUUCUAAUAAGGUGCCUGAAGGUGCAUUUGUUACUGCUCACAGUGGUAGCAAAAGGCCAGAAGGGUUCAGAGGGAAGAGGAAGGAGAGAAUGGUAUUUCACCAGUAUCCAUUCAGGUCCCUCCUUUCUUCAGACAGCUUCUGCUACUUGACACAACUAACGAGCUUUGUAGAAGAAAGGAAUAGCCAGCUCCUUAAUUAGCUCUUCAUUAGCACUCCUCCCAGCAGGGGGAGAAUUAGUUUCAGGAGCAGAAAGGAGAAGUGCUCAUUUACAUUCUCUGCAUGCAGGUGCAGACCUGGCACAUUCUGCCCCAGUCUGCCCCAGUCCUCUGAGUUUUGUACUUUGAACAACUCUAAGCAGACCCUGACAUGUACAGAGGUAGGCUUAAACCUGUGAGAGAACAGGGAUUGUGUAGGACCCUGGAAAACUUGAGAGACCUGUGAAGUCCUCUAUUACCAUACUCAGUGGCAGUAGAUGUAGCCUAUAGUGCUGUAAGCAUUUUAAAAUGUCUAUUAAAUUUGUAUAAGUGUGAAAUAAAACUGUUUUGCAAGUUAA